Capronia epimyces CBS 606.96 is the source of this 885-nucleotide messenger RNA. RefSeq lists its product as uncharacterized. The record is from RefSeq and is a predicted model, not a curated record. NCBI's taxonomy places the organism in Eukaryota, Fungi, Ascomycota, Eurotiomycetes, Chaetothyriales, Herpotrichiellaceae. The transcript is spliced from 2 exons. Gene Ontology annotation, molecular function: palmitoyl-(protein) hydrolase activity. Gene Ontology annotation, cellular component: membrane. The coding region runs from base 1 to 885 and encodes 294 amino acids.
AUGAUGGUUGUGUUCCAGAACAAGAUCAUUUAUAUGCCGUCCGUUCCACCGUUCUCGAGGUCUGAGAAAGUUAGCGAUUAUGCACGCCAAUGCCAGCCAGUAGUCUGGACCGAACACGACCUCCGAGCUGCUGACAACACUAAGAUCAAACUUCUGGAAGGUACAAUCGGUGUCACGGCGGAUUCGAAGCCGAGAGGCCAUGUUGUCGUCCUUUAUUUUCAGGGGAAUGCUUCUUCAUUGCCCCCACGUCUUCCAUAUCUCUCGAGUAUACUGAAGACCGCGACAAACGCCCAGCCUGGGGGGAAACAAUAUACAAUAGUGGCCUUGUCUUAUCGCGGGUUCUGGAAGUCAAAGGGUACUCCGUCUCAAGCCGGCAUCGAGCUUGAUGUAGACGCGACCUUGAAUUGGGUCCUGACAAGAUACGACCCUGACCGAACCAGGAUCGUUGUCUGGGGCCAGUCCAUUGGCGCAGGUGCAGCGACAGUGGGCUUGGCCAACUUGCUGAGAGAUGGUGAAGACGGUCUCCGGCGAGUCUCAGGGCUCUUGCUGGAGACUCCAUUUGUCGAUCUUAAAGCAAUGCUGAUAGGACUUUAUCCUCAGAAGUUCCUGCCGUAUCGAUAUCUGACUCCGUUCUUACGGUCGACGUGGGAUAGCAAGUCUGCCCUUCAAACGAUCGGGAAAGUCAAACCAAACCUCAAGGUUCUGAUGUUGGAGGCGGGUGAUGAUGAGAUCGUGCCUCGGGGGCAGGGAGCAGUCUUGGAGAAUAUCUGCAAGAAAGAAGGUAUGGCUGUGGAUCGAAAGGUUGUCCCGGGAGCUUUGCACACUGAGGUAUUGAUCAAGGGGCAGGGGCGCAACCAUGUCGUUAUGUUUCUUCAGUCCAUUUAA